Acanthochromis polyacanthus (spiny chromis) is the source of this 3025-nucleotide messenger RNA. It is a transcript of the gene ppig, whose product is annotated as peptidylprolyl isomerase G (cyclophilin G). Gene Ontology annotation, cellular component: nucleus. Lineage: Eukaryota; Metazoa; Chordata; Actinopteri; Pomacentridae. Gene Ontology annotation, biological process: protein peptidyl-prolyl isomerization; protein folding. The transcript is spliced from 13 exons. Gene Ontology annotation, molecular function: peptidyl-prolyl cis-trans isomerase activity. Bases 156 to 2294 code for a protein of 712 amino acids. The record is from RefSeq and is a predicted model, not a curated record.
ACUGGCGCACGACCCUCGAAGUAAUUGACGUCCCCGCCGCGCCAUCUUUAGAAAACACUGAGCUCAACACUGAAUGAAACUUCGGUUUCGUCGUUUGUGAGAGCUGUUCGCUGCAUGGAGUGAUAGCCCUGCUGUUCCAGGUGUUUUAGUAAAUCAUGGGGAUCAAGGUUCAGCGCCCUCGCUGCUUCUUUGACAUUGGAAUCAGUAAUGUGCUUGUUGGUAGAGUUGUAGUGGAGCUGUUUGCUGACAUCUGUCCCAAAACAUGUGAAAACUUCAGAUGCCUCUGCACAGGUGAGAAAGGCAUCGGUAAAGGAACUCAGAAACCCCUGCACUACAAAGGAUGCCUUUUCCAUCGUGUUGUAAAAGACUUCAUGAUUCAAGGAGGAGACUUCAGUGAAGGUAAUGGAAGAGGAGGCGAAUCCAUCUAUGGAGGCUUUUUUGAAGAUGAAAGCUUUGCUGUUAAACACAACAAGGAGUACCUGCUGUCUAUGGCCAAUAGAGGCAAAGAUACAAAUGGAUCACAGUUUUUCAUAACAACAAAACCCUCUCCACAUCUGGAUGGUGUUCAUGUGGUUUUUGGUCAUGUGAUCUCUGGCCAAGAGGUUGUUCAAACUAUGGAGAACCAGAAAACGGAUCAUAACAGCAAACCGUAUGCUGAGGUGAAGGUUUUGAACUGUGGAGAGCUUGUCCCAAAAUCUAAAGCAAAGAAAGAUGCAAAAAAGAAAGAGAGAGCCUCCUCCAGUUCCAGCAGGAGCUCCAGUGACUCGAAGAGCUCCUCAGAAUCAUCCUCAGACUCCGAAGAGUCAGAAAAAGAAUCUAAGAAGCAGAAGAAGAAGGCAAAGAAGCUUAAAAAGAAACAGAAAAAGAAGGAGAAGGAAAGGUCAGAAGCAGAAAGUGCCGAAGAGAAAGAACAAGAAGAGUUGGUUACGUCUACUGUACGUCCCGAAGAAAUACCGCCCAUCCCUGAGAAUCGAUUCCUCAUGAGGAGAAGCCCCCAGACAGUGCAGAAGUCAAAAGAGGAGGUUGAGAAGGAUCAGAAAAAUAAAGAGGAAAGAUCAAGAGACAGUACUGGCAUAACUUAUAAUUCUCAGUCAUCAUAUCACAGAAGACUAGUGAUGACUCGAUCCGGCAGGAAGAUUAAAGGCAGAGGUCCAAGGAGAUACCGCACUCCGUCACGCUCUCGUUCAAGGUCUAGGGAUCGCUUCAGACGCAGUGAAACUCCUCCACACUGGCGUCAGGAGAUGCAGCGUCAGAGGAUGAGGGCAGUCACAGGGGAGCGCUGGAUUAAGGGUGACAGGAGCGACAUGAACGAAUCUAAGGAUGAAGCGGCUAAGCGUCUCUCUCCAAAAAGAGAGAGACGGAGCUCUGCCACAAAGCAUGAACACUCAGCUGAGGGUAAAAAAGACAAGAAGAGUCGGUCUCACAGAUCUAAAAGCAAAGAAGAGAACACUGAAGAAAAGGAUGAGAAGCAUAGCAAACAUAAGGCAAAGAAAAGGGAUAAAUCUCAUAGCCGCAGUAAGAGCCGAGAAAAGAGUCGCAGGUCAAAGAGCAGAGAUAAGAGUCACAAGCACAAAAGUGAUGACAGAAGAGGUCGCUCGAGGAGCAAAGACAGAAAUGUUAAUAAGAAAGAAAAAGAGUCCGAAUCAGAUCACAAUAAAGAUAGAAAUAAGGGUCAUGAAUCCGAUAAAAAGAAUAAAGAAGACACAAAAGGGAGAAACAGAGAGAGAACGAGGACAAAGUCAAAAAGCAAGGAAAGGGCAAGUACAAAAGAUGAGCACAGAUCAAGCAGCAGAAACAGGGAUAGAGGUGGACAUGCAGCAUCAAAAGACAAAGAAGAAAAAAGAGAUAAAGACAGAGAGAGGGCCAGAGAACGCAGCAGGAGUCAGGAGAGGCGACACAACAGUGACAGAGAGAAUAAGAGACGACGGACAUCCAGGGAUAAAGAACAUCGGACGAGAAGUCCAGACAGAAGUAAGACCAGAGACUCACAUAGAGGCAGGCGCUCUAGAAGCAAGAGUGGUAGGAGAGACCACAGCAAAGAUCGAUCCUCUCAUAGGAAAGAUCGAGAAACUGGUGGCCAAAGGAGGAGACAUAGCAGCAGUUCUGAGAGCGACCGAGAAGAAAAAAGGAAGAGUCAACGGAGCCCAGAUUCCAAAAGACGAGCAAAAAGCGCUUCCAGAUCCAAAGACAGAAGAAGCCCGGCCAGACCAAGACCAGAUAGUACAAAAGGCAAAGAUAAAAAUGACAGCAAGAAGAAUCAGUCGAGCUCCAGCUCCAGCUCUGACAGCGACUGAACCACCAGCAGUCCUCAAUCAGUACAAAAAAAAACAAAAAAAAAAAACACAGUUCUGCUGAAGCUCACGUGGUUCCACAAGUCUUUGAAAGCUAUUUUCCAAGCUGUUGAACUACAGCAGACAGAAAUCAUAGAGAAAAGGCCUGGAAAAGUAACUACAAACAUUUUCAUAAUUACAGACUGUGUGGCAUCAUGUGGGCUUUAGCUGAACUGUGGUGGAUGAACACUGUUGCUGGGUAGCUGAAGCUCCAAAGCCAGUUUAAAGAAAAGGAUUUGUGACUGGAACUCACAGCAGCUGUAAAGGUAUUCUUCAAAUUUUCCCUAGAAAGUCAGACUGAAGGUUGUUUUCUUUUAAGAUUUUUGGUAAAUUAUAUUUUGGCUUUACAGUAGCUCUGAUUUCAGACCAUUUCUUUACAAAAAAAAGAAGGAAAAAAGAUUUUAUUGGUAAGCCCACCUUCAUCAGUGAGAUAUUUUUACACGUCGGCCAUAAUAUUUUGCAUGCUUAUCUGACACCGUUUGACAAAAUAUGUACCCCCUUGACUUUUCAUUCUGUUUUUUACAUUCAUAAACAUUUUACUGUACUCUUCUUUGUUUACCGGUUUUUUUCUGAGAGCUAAAUGUCAUACUGUAACUACAACAUAAAGCCAAUUUGUAUAAAUUCUGUUUUGUGCAAGUUGGUCUUAAGAACUCAGCUGGAGUGCAGAAGGAAUUAAAAGCCUCAGUUUGAUUUUA